Molecule: messenger RNA, 761 nt
Organism: Didymella exigua CBS 183.55
Lineage: Eukaryota; Fungi; Ascomycota; Dothideomycetes; Pleosporales; Didymellaceae
Product: UPF0041-domain-containing protein
Exons: 2
Coding region: 94-588 (164 amino acids)
Biological process (GO): pyruvate import into mitochondria
Cellular component (GO): mitochondrial inner membrane
Molecular function (GO): pyruvate transmembrane transporter activity
Source: RefSeq, a predicted model, not a curated record
CGCUGAUACGGACUACUCACCGUUACCGUCACCGUCGACGCCCCAACAAACCCCCCACCUGCCGUCACUCGCUCCCUCGACGGUCAACUCACUAUGUCGUUCCGCCCCGGCUCCCGCGUCUUCAGCGCCUUCCGCACCAACUUUCGCCAGUUCUACGCCCGCCGCCAUGCGUCGACCGCAGGCGCUGAGCCCGCCGGCUUCGCCAGGUUUUGGAACUCGCCCGUCGGCCCCAAGACGGUGCACUUUUGGGCGCCAGUAAUGAAAUGGGCCAUGGUAGCCGCAGGCGCCGCCGACUUCACGCGCCCCGCCGAGUCCCUCUCCCUGACGCAGAACUUCGCGCUCAUGUGCACAGGCGCCAUCUGGACGCGCUGGUGCUUUGUGAUCCGGCCCAAGAACGUGGCCCUGGCUGCCGUCAACGCGCUCCUAUUCUGCGUCGGCGCCACCCAGGUCGGCAGGAUCUACAGCUACAACCAGAGCCAGAAGCUGACUGGCGCUGAUGGACCGGGCGAUUUCGCGAAGCAGGAGGGCAAGGAGCUGGAGAGGGAUCUGAAGGCGACGGCUGAGAAGGCCGAGAAGAAGCUGUCGUAGAGCCUCAGAGGGAGGUGGAAUCUUCAUGGGGAGAAAGAGAGAGAGAGGGCUGGCAGUAUGCUGGCUUUGCUGCCUAGGGACACCAUGUUGGAGUGUAUAAUCUAUCUCGACCUACGAGCAUGGCACAGUCAAUCGAAGCUUCGGCGAUAUCACACAAACUUUUCAGUAUCAAG